CAGCGGGCUCUGAGGAGAAGCGGUCGGCGCCGGACACCUCCUUCCUCCACCAUGUCGCGGGAUCGGUUCCGUAGCCGUGGCGGCGGGGGAGGCGGCUUCCACCGGCGAGGAGGCGGCGGCGGCCGCGGCGGACCCAACCACGAUUUCCGCUCCCCGCCGCCCGGCAUGGGCAUGGGCCAGAACCGCGGCCCCAUGGGGGGCGGCCCGCAGGGCCCGGGCGGCCCGCCGGGUGGAGGCCCCAAGCCCGAGCCGCCCAAGCCGCCCGCUUCCACCUCCGCUCCGCCUUCCUCGUCCUCCUCCUCCGCCGCCGCCACCACGGCGGGGCCGGCCGGCAGCCAGGCCGGCCCCGGGGCCCCGCCGCCGUCCGCGCUGCCCUCGGGGCAGGGACCGCAGCAGCAGGCGCAGGGCUCCGCGCCCCCUUCAACGCCCUCGGGCCCGGGAGGGCAGCAGCAGCCGAAGCCGAGCCCCAGCCCCACUCCCGCCGGCGGCCCCAAGAAGGGGCAAGGACAGUCUCCCGGCGGCGGGCCCAAGGGCCCGGGCGGCCCCUCGCAAGGCCCGGGCGGGCCGCACAAGGGCGGCCCGGGGCACCGCGGCGGCCCGGGCGGGGAGCCGCGCGGCCGCGGGCAGCAGCACCAGGGACAGCAGAGCCACUCGGCGCAGCAGGGCCCGGGCGGCGGCGAGAAGCUCUCGGACGAGGGCUUUAAAGCAAACCUGUCUCUUCUGAGGCGGCCCGGGGAGAAGACCUACACUCAGCGCUGCCGCUUGUUUGUUGGCAAUUUGCCCGCCGAUAUCACAGAUGAGGACUUCAAAAGACUGUUCGCCAAAUAUGGGGAGCCGGGAGAGGUUUUUAUCAAUAAGGGAAAAGGAUUUGGUUUCAUUAAAUUGGAAUCCAGAGCUCUUGCAGAAAUUGCAAAAGCAGAACUGGACGAUACCCCCAUGAGGGGUCGACAGCUUCGUGUCCGAUUUGCCACACAUGCUGCUGCUCUUUCAGUGCGUAAUCUUUCACCCUAUGUGUCCAACGAGUUACUAGAAGAAGCUUUUUCCCAGUUUGGUCCAGUGGAAAGAGCUGUUGUAAUUGUAGACGAUCGAGGCAGAUCAACAGGAAAAGGCAUUGUUGAAUUUGCAUCAAAGCCAGCUGCAAGAAAAGCGUUUGAACGGUGUACUGAAGGAGUGUUUUUGUUGACAACCACUCCCAGGCCAGUUAUUGUAGAACCGCUGGAGCAACUGGAUGAUGAAGAUGGUCUUCCAGAAAAGCUCGCUCAGAAGAAUCCGAUGUAUCAAAAGGAAAGAGAGACUCCUCCCCGUUUUGCUCAGCCUGGCAGUUUUGAAUUUGAAUAUUCCCAGAGGUGGAAGUCUUUAGAUGAAAUGGAAAAGCAGCAGAGAGAACAAGUGGCAAAAAACAUGAAAGAUGCCAAGGACAAACUUGAAAGUGAGAUGGAAGAUGCUUACCAUGAACAUCAGGCAAACCUCUUGCGUCAAGACCUUAUGAGACGGCAGGAAGAGCUGAGACGUAUGGAAGAACUCCAUAAUCAGGAAAUGCAGAAACGCAAGGAAAUUCAGCUGAGGCAGGAGGAAGAGCGUCGCAGGCGGGAAGAGGAAAUGAUGAUACGUCAGCGAGAAAUGGAAGAGCAAAUGAGAAGGCAGAGAGAAGAGAAUUAUAGUAGAAUGGGUUACAUGGAUCCAAGAGAGAGAGACAUGAGAAUGGGUGGUGCCACCACAAUGAACAUGGGAGAUCCUUAUGCUUCUGCAGCCCAGAAAUUUCCACCUCUCGGAGGUGGUGGCGGCAUAGGUUAUGAAGCUAAUCCAGGAGUUGGCCAAGCAGCCAUGAGUGGUUCUAUGAUGGGAAGUGACAUGCGUCCUGAGCGCUUUGGGCAGGGAGGUGCGGGGCCUGUGGGUGGCCAGGGUCCUAGAGGAAUGGGGCCUGGAACGCCAGCAGGAUAUGGUAGAGGGAGAGAAGAAUAUGAAGGCCCAAACAAAAAGCCCCGAUUUUAGAUGUGACCUGUAGUUUCAUUCCAGUUUGUUUUUGUCUGUCUUGUUUAGACACCAACUUUUUAAUUCUUGCAUUUUAGUAAGAAAGCUACGUUUUUAUGGAUGUUAGAAACUUACUGACCUAAUAUUUGUAAGUGGUCUGUUUGGACAAGUACAAUUUAAUUAUGUAAUGCAGUGUUUCAAGACAAAUUUAGCUGUUUUUUUGAUGUAUAACGUCCCUAACUUGAUGGCAGUGUACCUUGUGCCACUGAAUUCCCAAAGUGUACCAACUUUUUUUUACUGUGCUUCAAAUAAAUAGAAAACUAAAUGUAGUAAUUCUUCUUGCCAUUCGUGGUUAAAAAUAUGAGGCUAAAUACCACACCUUCAGCGUUAACCAAAUGAGUUUUGCAAUUGAGGUCAAAUUUAGACCAGGGUGUGGAAAAGUAGUGAAAAGCGAGAUCUUCUCUCAUAAUCCCCUGCCUCUAGUUUAAGAUGGGGUCAAAUAGUUGCCUAAUUUUCCAGUAUGUACAGUUCUUUGAGCAUUAAUCGUGCUGCAAUAAGGAAGCAAAUGGAAAUCUUGCAAAGUGCUGUAAGAUACCAUAAUGAAAGCUCUGCUGCAAGCGGUGAAGCAGUCCUGUAAUGAAUUCCAGAUUUUAGCCGUGGAUAAUGGGUGGUGGGAUGGUAGCACUUAACCACCUUGGCAUUUACUGCUUGAAAUCUUCGAAAGACUUUUAAGCAGAAGACGAGAAAUAGUUAUUUUAAUAUAAAUCCAUAGAAUGCCUUGUAUUGACUGACUUCCUAAUUAAAGGAUUGUUAAUGUGAUAUUUAUCUGCUAUUAAGCUGCCUGGGAUUACAGGAUCUGGCCUUGUUUAGUAUUGUAUACUUAACUAAAAUUGCUUGGCAAAAAGACCAGAAGUGUUACUUAAACCAAAUAGAGGAGAAUCUGUUAAUUUUAUACUUUUAACUUGCUUAUGUCCUCAUGCUAUUUGAGUGGACUGAUUGCAUAGUUCAGAAGUCAAUUGUAUUAUUAAGAGAUCUGUAGAAACUAGUCUUAAAAUUUGUAGCUUGUGGGUAAAUUCUGAAAAGCUGUAUGCAAAACACAGAAAUCAGCAUUCUUGCACGAUGGUUAUUGCCACUUUAUUAUUGAUGUUUGGAGAAAAUGCAUCAAAAGUAGUAUUCAAGUAUGGAGUUUAAUAGUUAAUACUACACAGUGCAAAUAAACUCCCUUUAAGGCUGUCUUAGAGAUUGGAUGAAUUUGUUAGCUUGCUGUCAGCUUCAUUAAGUCCCAGAAGAAUUGCAAAGGAUUCUGGACUUAUUGCUAUAAGGUAGUUACUUUGAUUUUUUUAUUACACGGUACCAAAUAAGCUGGGAACUUGACUUCCCAGUGUAAAAUGCCUUGGUGUUAUUGCAGGAUACCUCAACCUGCUUAGCACGAUGUAGAUAAGCUUAGCGUGGCUGUACCUUCACACAGUUCCCCAAUGGCUGAGUAUUCUGUGAAUAGCUUUUAAUUUGCUGAAGAUCGUUCCAUUCCUUGUGCUAAGCAUUGGCUAAUUCAAAAUUCUAUGUUAAAUUUUUCUGUGGUUAAAACAUUAGUGUCAGUUUGCAAUAUCUUAGAGUGCAGAUGAUCCCUCUUGAAGUACUCAUUGUAAGUGCUGUUACUCCUUAAAUGUAAAAAUACUAGCAUGUUGUGAAAUGUUGAUACCAGGUAAUGCUGACUUUGAAUAUGAAGUGCACGAAAUAGUGACUCAGCUGGUUUGGUGAAUGUUUCUAUUUUCCCAGAAAAAGCUUUGGGGGCGGAUAACAUGCUACCACGAUGAAUUGCUACUCAGGAAUCUGGAAUGGCGGUUCCUGAACUGCAGACCAAGUAUUGGGGAGUCCUUACAUUGGAUACUUUAGUUAAAAAAUCAGCAGUCCAGCUGCAUUUGGUUUUAUUUAGUAGGAUUAAAUAAUGCAUAUAUUGUCUGGAGGGUGUUCGUGGGACACCCACAAAAGGUGAAGGUGUCUGAGAUGGGGGAUUCUGAACGUAAACGUUACAUUAAUUUUUUCAGUUUAUUUUUCAGAUUACAUGUCAUUCUUUAUUAAAGAGAUGCUGGUGCAUAUCCUAAAGUAUGUUCUUUUGUAGUUCUGUAACUUUGAAGAGUGAAGGAUGCUGAUGUCCUUGUACCUUGCAAAGGUUGUCUUUUGGUACCCCAGUUUGUACGUAAGCUAUGUUGCGAGGUAUUAAAAAUAGACUAGUUGCAAAACUGUGAUUAGUAAAUCUACUGAAAGAUUUGGCAGUUUUCAAAACAUACGAAAGUUUGGUUAAAUCUAGCCUGGUAGCUGCAUAAGCAGAAUUUCUAAAACAAACAAGUUCUGCUUUUGAGUUGCACGUAUUAAUCAGGUAUAUUAUUAACUAGCCAACUAGAUUACAAGACCUUUUAAAGGCAAUGUCUUAAAAGCUGGCAAACAUACCAAUUUUAAAAUCUGAUAAAGUUGUUAAAUGGGGGAGGCGGACAUGCUCUUUUGAUAUGUUCUGAUGUGGUAUUGGUCCUGUUCAUAAAAAUCAGAUUUAUAACUGAUUUUUUUAAACUAUUUGGCCAAGCGCUGGGUUGGCCAGACCCAUUUUUGGAUGGUCUGGAUCACAUAACAUUUUUUUUUAUUGUGGGAUUUGGAGGACAUUGGCUGUUGCAAUUCAUCUUGCUUUCACAAAAUUGAGCCCAUUUUAACAGUUAUCUCGAAACUCUGCAGCAUGUAGCAACUGGUAUCUUUAUCUUCACACUUUCUUAAAAAUUAAUACAGAAUCUUAUCUUUUGGUGUAGACUCAUCACACUACCUAAUUAUUUAUUCAGCUAAUGAGAAACUGAAACUGCUUUUGAGAUUUUGUGGUAUUUUUAUGGUAGAAAGAAUUCUUGGCUUCUCCUUGGCAACCAUUUACUGUGGCAGCAAAUUUUUGCUGGAGUUUUUGAGACUGCAAUUUACUCUUAAAACUAGUGGCCUGCUACGUAACUGCACUUAGCCAGCAUUUCUGCAGUUCAUAACUGUGAGGAACGUAGUACCACAAAUGGCAAUGGACAUUAGGACCCGGAUGUAGUAUUCCUGCUUGCUCCGAGAUUCUCAUUGCCGACUGCAUACAGGUAGGUAACAAGCAAUAUAAUAUAACUUGGUGACUUUCUGUGUAAUCUUAUACUGUGGGUAUUCUGACAUCACACUUCUGACUGUGGAAUUACAGUGCAGCACUCUUCAUACCUGUAUACUGAGCUUACAUCAAAGCUGCGUGGCUUUCGGUUUUGACCUUUGCCUUGUUCAGAAUCAAUAAGCAACUUACUGUGAUUCUUAGACGAGUGUUUUCAGACCCGAUUCCUUUGUACAUAUUGACUCGGCUUGUGUGCAUUUUUCUUAGUUACACGGUAACAAAGAUACUCUUAGAGCUCUGUGGGGAAGAGGGAGUGUGAUCUUAACUCACUAUUAGGUGUUACUAGUGCCUAGAAAAGGACUGUUGAAACUUUCUGCAGUGACAAAAUGACCCAUCGGCAGUGCUUCCUUUUGUAGAGUCUUGGCUAAGCAGGAACUGCAUUGAUAAUCACUGUUCUGGCCUUGUGUGAACUAAAUGGGAUAGUAAUUUAAAGCUUGCUAAUACAGUUAGCUUCAAGACUGAUUGGACGUGUUUUUCAGGGGAAAUAGAUGAGCGCUUAAAUGAACAUCCCCAGGAAGAGUUUCAUAGAGCUUAUUGCACACUUCAGUUGUUUCAAUUAAUCUUUGAUUGACAGUCAUACAUUCAGCUGCCUUUUUUUGACGAUAACAGAGUUUCUGUUUUUCUACCUUUAGUAGUCAUCGUGGUAGUACUGAAUUUAAUUUUUCAUCAGUCUUUCAGGAUGUAAUUCUAAACUCUUUCAUUAUAGAAAUACUGAAUGUAGUUUUAGGAUGAACGUGCUUACCUUUCCAGACUUCUAAGUAUGCUGAUCUCUAGCUCUUUUAUUAGCUCUCGAACCUGAAUUUCAAGGUCCCUUACUUCAGCAGCGAAUGUAGCUCCUGUCUGAUGCUCGAGAACGUAUUUCAGAGGUGGUAUAACGUGUUUUCCCUGUCAUUCUGCAAAGUUCUGCUUUGCAUAUUUGUUUCUGGUGUUACUGCCAUAUUUGGAUACUUCUGUAUUAUAUUCCAGGAAGGACUCUUACUGCAAACAGUUGAUCUGCUGGACAGUCUUGCCCCUGCUGUAGCUUUCUUUUCAUGUUUCUUUGAAAAACUGCAUUAGCAUCUGCACCUUAACCUCAGCAUCGUAACAGCAGGUCUCUGGUUACACUGCAGUGAGUGCAGCUGAACGCUAGCUAGUCCAUUAGUGACACCAUUUGUCACAAAGUCGUUUUUGGGUUUUUUUGAUGACGACUUAAUCUUACCUGUGAAUAGAUUCAGUAACGAAACUGGCAGUAUGUGUACUGUCAUAUAGCAAAAAUGAAUUAUUAGCUAUCUUUAAACCAAUGCUAAGAUAUCACCAGUUUUUCCACUGUGCUCUGGUUAUGUGAUUUUACCUGCAAGAGUGUCGUGGAGGGAUUAUUGGCACAUCUGCCUUGUUCUACAUACUCGAACUAACAGGUUUUUGACACUCCUA
This is a messenger RNA of Nothoprocta perdicaria, 6550 nucleotides long. RefSeq names its product splicing factor proline and glutamine rich (gene SFPQ). Gene Ontology annotation, cellular component: nucleus. The transcript is spliced from 10 exons. Gene Ontology annotation, biological process: regulation of DNA-templated transcription. Bases 52 to 1992 code for a protein of 646 amino acids. The record is from RefSeq and is a predicted model, not a curated record. Gene Ontology annotation, molecular function: RNA binding. NCBI's taxonomy places the organism in Eukaryota, Metazoa, Chordata, Aves, Tinamiformes, Tinamidae.